Messenger RNA from Linderina pennispora, 745 nucleotides. RefSeq lists its product as uncharacterized. The coding region runs from base 104 to 667 and encodes 187 amino acids. The transcript has a single exon. The record is from RefSeq and is a predicted model, not a curated record. NCBI's taxonomy places the organism in Eukaryota, Fungi, Kickxellomycota, Kickxellomycetes, Kickxellales, Kickxellaceae.
AUAUCUGCUUGGCUCGGCUCCCUUUUUACUCGCUUCAAUCCGAUAAACGCUGUGCAUCAUCGAUACGGGGAAUUUCGGGCACACACGGCAUGCUACGGGACGAAUGAAUAGACCAGCUGGCGGCAGUAAAAAAACAGGCGCGCACACGCCAGCCUGCAAAUUACGCAUUUUUCGCUGCCAUUGUUGUGUUCUUGGGUCAUGUGAAAGCGCAAAUCCGCCCACCACAAAGGCUAUGGCCGUUCUUCCGAAACACAAACCCCCUGGGUGCCCCGUAGUCUCUCUACGUAAUGCAUUAUUUGUCCCGGUCACGCACACCAGAGGGGCUUCCUAUCUCACGCCCGCUACUGCUACGCCUGGAUUGUUCUUUGCACACGUCCCACUCACUACACCAAAAGUGCACUUGCAUUCAAGCCACGCGCCGCUGUCCCGGCUAUUUCUUCCAACUAGCAAGAAAAAGCGUCUCUUGCCGGCUCAGAGGCCUCUGGCUUCCUGCAGUCUCUGCACAAGCGUGUGCCAUUCCUUGCCGAUUGGCCGACACAUACCUGCAGAUGUGCAGCUGCAUAUCAUGCAAGUCUCCCCCAUGCAUGCUGCCCAUGUUCUGGGAUUUGCAAUGCAAAGGAAGUGUCGUGUUCAUUAUGAACCCCCCCAACCACCCCUAUCAUCCUGAUAGGGAAUGCCAGCUACUGAAUCCUAUCGUUUUGCAACUCGAUAUUUUUUGAUUCCACAUGUUGUAAAGUCUAGCCGC